UUUUUUUUUUUGUUUUUUUCUUUUUGGCUGAAGGCGCAGUUGAGGUCUGUGGAGAGAGAUCUGGCGAUCAGGAACUGCGGGAUGUGAACAGUUCAAAUUUACUUCAUUAUAGACUUUAUUAGUUACUUAAUUAGAGGGCCGUUAUGCAGAAUUAACAUUCAUGUCGUGCAGAAGCGGAGCCAGCGUUUGGGGUGCACUGGAUGUUUGCAUUUAUUUAAAGCAGUCUAUCAAGACCUCUGUCUGCCGAAGUAACGGAAGGCUUCUUGCGUUAUGAGGAGGACACCUAACGUGUGAAGCGGGCUCGUAUAGCGCGAGAAAGCGGAAGAAAAGAGAUGCAUUUCUAGACAGCCUAAUAAUAGUUACAGCUUUCUAAAUGCGUCUUCUUAUCGAGCAGCCAAGAACAAUGAGCAGUGGCUCUAGCAACUUUUUGCUAGUUCCCAUACCGGAGUACCCUGUACUAGACUGCGUGCCUAACAAAAACGUCAAAAUAGUUGUUCUUGGGGCAAGCAAUGUUGGAAAAACAGCUCUGAUUGUAAGAUUUCUUACUAAGAGAUUCAUUGGAGACUAUGAAGCCAACACAGGAGCCUUGUAUUCAAGGAAGAUUAAUUUGGAUGGGGAGCAAGUUUCUUUACAAGUGCAGGACACUCCAUGUGUCUCACUGCAGGAUGAUGCAGAGGGUCUUUACUGUCAGGAGCAGAUCAACCGCUCCAUUUACUGGGCAGAUGGUUAUGUGCUCGUCUUCUCUAUCACUGACCUCAACAGCUACCGUACCAUCCAGCCUCUCUACCAACACGUGCGCCGAAUCCAUCCCAGCGGGAACAUCCCUGUCAUCAUUGUGGGAAACAAGAGCGACCUGCUGCGCGCCCGGCAGGUCCCGGAUCAUGAGGGUAAGGCGCUGGCUGAUGAAUUGGGAGGGCCCUACUUUGAGGCUUCGGCCAGGGAGAACCAUGAAAGCGUCCAGGCUGCUUUUCUGCACUUAUGUCAGGAGGUGAGCCGAGCGCUGGGAGGAGGAAAUGGGGAGAAGAGAAAAGGUGGGCUACACCUUGCCAGGCCAAAGAGCCCGAACAUGCAAGAGUUGAAGAGAAGGUUCAGACAAGUGCUGUCAUCCAAGGUCAAGUCAGCUACGGCACUAUGAUGAUGAACUAGUUGACGAAUGUGACCGCAGAGGAUUUAGAAAAUGUUAACAACAUACUGUUGCACAAGUGAUUGUGAAACACAAGGCAAAACAAUGAAACUUGCCAGUUGUUUAUGCAAGUACUCAUAGAAGAUGAGUGGUGAUAUCACUGCUCUCUGGAAGCAUGGGACUCCUGGCAUUGAACUCUAAAUCUAAUGGUUUUAAGGCCAUUAAGGCUGUUUUUGUUUCUUUGUUUUAGCUGCUAUCAUGCAAAUGUUUCCUGGUUUUCCAGGAUUAAAUGACUUUCUCAAAUUCAAUUCUUUAGUAAUGAUUUUCUUGUAUUAUAAAUGAAUUUCCUUAAUCUCUUUUAAUGUGAAGCAAGGAUAAACUAAUUAUAUUUGACCAAGCCAUUUAUUAUACUGAAAGUAACAAAAUAAAACAAACAUACUAGAGGGCCAUUUAUUGGAAACGUAA
Molecule: messenger RNA, 1588 nt
Organism: Ctenopharyngodon idella (grass carp)
Lineage: Eukaryota; Metazoa; Chordata; Actinopteri; Cypriniformes; Xenocyprididae
Gene: rasl11a
Product: RAS-like, family 11, member A
Exons: 4
Coding region: 374-1135 (253 amino acids)
Molecular function (GO): GTP binding; GTPase activity
Source: RefSeq, a predicted model, not a curated record